CCCGUUCACCCGUUCACCCGUUGUUUAUCUUGCGUCCGGCGUCCUCUCUCUCUCGUGGCGACGACUGGGCGACCUCCCCGCCCCCGCCGCUCUACGCCAGGUGCCCAGAUCUUCGUCGGGCCCUUCGCCGAAGAGCAGCCAACAGCUUAGGUUAAAAUCAAAAAAAUUUGUCGGGCGGAUAAUACAAGGCCUACACCAGAAGGAACACCCUUUGUGCGACAGGCGAACAGCUGUCUCUAUCUCUCUCUGCAGUGUUAUUUGGUUUAUUAUAUGCAGUUGCAGGGGAGAAAACUAAGGCAUGUUCACUGCAGCUAGAAGCACAGCCGCAGCAGAUGCAGCAGGCUUCUUAUAGUAUUUGCAGCUUAGGUCAAACUUUAUCUGUUAUUCUAGGCCCUCCACUGAUCUAGUUUGAUAGUGUUAGGAGUCUAGAUAGUCUAGAUAGAGAUCUGACCUUGAUCAUUCCUUUUGGAUUGUUGGUCGCGUGAGUGCAGUUGUUUCAAACUUUCCUAUUUCUUAAUGAAAUAGGGGGCUUCGCCCCUUCGUAAAAAAAAGAAGUUGGAGUGGCAACUGCAGCUAGCUGCAGCAAACACUCCUAACAAUAAUAGUGGAGAGAGACUUUCACGCUGUUUAAAUUUAGGUGAUUUUUGGGAAUUAACUUGCAGAUUUAUUAAUUAUUAUAUAGGUAAAAAGUGUAGUAUCAGUUACUAGGAGCAAGAACUUGCCCUGAUGACACAGUUAUUUUGGUUUUUCUGUUCACUUCUCCUAAUAUUUAACCUUUUGAGUAAGUGUGCAGAUUAGGUCUUAAAAAGGGAUUGCGAUUAAGAUUUUAUUGCCAGAGCCUGAGCUGUAGAAUUUUCCAUUUACACACGUGGCUGUACAGGGGGUAAACUUGCAGGAUUAUUACUUGGUGAUCCUAUAAGAUACACAUGCUGUGAACCCUGAUUUGUUUUAGCUGCUUUUGUUCGUUUUUGUCUACUUAGCCUUGCACACUGAGGACCUUUAUUGAGGUUGCCGGUCUGCGGGUUGAAUCAUGGCGGAGCACUUGGCUUCGAUCUUCGGCACUGAGAAGGACAGGGUCAACUGCCCUUUUUACUUCAAGAUUGGGGCCUGUCGUCAUGGGGAUCGCUGCUCUCGUCUGCACAACAGGCCAACUAUAUCACCAACUCUUGUGCUUGCUAACAUGUAUCAGCGCCCUGAUAUGAUAACCCCUGGAGUUGAUGCUCAAGGCCAACCUAUUGACCCUGAGAAGAUGCAGGAGCAUUUUGAGGACUUCUAUGAGGACAUCUAUGAGGAGUUGGGGAAGUUUGGUGAGAUUGAGAAUCUGAAUGUUUGUGAUAACCUUGCUGACCACAUGAUUGGGAAUGUCUAUGUCCAGUUCAGGGAGGAAGAGCAAGCAGCCGCAGCAUACAAUGCUCUUCAGGGGCGCUUUUACUCUGGCCGCCCUAUAAUUGUUGAGUAUUCUCCUGUGACCGACUUCCGUGAAGCAACCUGUAGGCAGUUUGAGGAGAACAGCUGCAACCGUGGUGGCUACUGUAAUUUCAUGCAUGUGAAGCAAAUUGGCAGGGAUCUCAGGAGGAAGCUGUAUGGGCGUUCUGCUUCCAGGAGGUACCAUGGGAGAAGCCGAAGCCGAAGCCCGCCACCACAAAGGAGGGGCCACCGUGACCGUGAUGACUACCACCACCGUGACCGUGAUGACUACCGUGGUGGCGGCGGUGGUGGAAGGGGAAGAGGUAGCAGGUAUGACAGGUACGAUGACGGAGCAGGCAGAGGUGGCAGGCAUGGCAGGUAUGAUGAUGGAGCAGGCAGAGGCGGCAGACAUGACAGGUAUGAUGAUGGAGGAAGGCGCAGGCAUGGUAGCCCCUCAAGGCGUGCAAGGAGCCCAGUCAGGGAAAGCAGCGAGGAGCGAAGGGCCAAGAUUGAGCAGUGGAACCGUGAACGGGAGGGAAAACAGUGAGCUCUCCGUGGCUACUGUUUGCCGGACUUGUUGCUUAGCUCCGGCUCUCAUCGCUAUAUUCUAAGUAUGCUUGUGUGGAUUGCAUUCUGCAUGGCUAAGUAAAACCUUUUAAGAUCAGGAUUCCUCGGUUCAUUUUAUGGUUAAACCAGACAUCAUUUGUUUCCAUCUGUGUUGUGUCGGAUCCUUUGCUAUUAUGUUAUUUUGACAAUUGGUGUCAAAUCUUUUGUGGUGUGCUAUUAGCUUAUGAUGAUGUCAGUUGUGGUUUGUCACUAGAUUUGCCAUCUGGCUUUCAGUCGUGU
This is a messenger RNA of Zea mays, 2253 nucleotides long. Its product is annotated as splicing factor U2af subunit. The transcript has 3 exons. Gene Ontology annotation, biological process: mRNA splicing, via spliceosome. The coding region runs from base 1031 to 1954 and encodes 307 amino acids. The record is from RefSeq and is a predicted model, not a curated record. Gene Ontology annotation, cellular component: U2AF complex. NCBI's taxonomy places the organism in Eukaryota, Viridiplantae, Streptophyta, Magnoliopsida, Poales, Poaceae. Gene Ontology annotation, molecular function: metal ion binding; RNA binding.